CUAGUUUUGCACACGUUUGCGAAUCAGAGCUGCCUGGUACACUGAGCGAACGGGGAACGUCCAGAGUGUAAUGAAUACACUGCCUCUUGUUAGGAUUUUUGAUACGACCGAAAAUAUGUAAAUUGUGAACUCUCUUAGCUCUCUUGGAUCCAGGUUGAUAGAAGUCCAGACCCCGAGGAAAUCUCCAGCUAAAUGCUCAAAAUAUAAACCACUGAGCUAAUAUUUGCGAAGAGCAGCAGAAUGGAUGGAUUUUAUGACCAGCAAGUGCCUUACGUGGUCACCAACAGUCAGCGUGGGAGAAAUUGUAACGAGAAACCAACAAAUGUCAGGAAAAGAAAAGUCAUUAACAGAGAUCUGGCUCAUGAUUCAGAAGAACUCUUUCAAGAUCUGAGUCAGUUACAAGAAACAUGGCUUGCUGAAGCUCAGGUACCUGACAAUGAUGAGCAGUCCGUGCCAGACUAUCAGGCUGAAAGUGUGGCUUUUCAUGGACUACCACUGAAAAUCAAGAAAGAACCCCACAGCCCCUGUUCAGAACUCGGGUCUGCCUGCAGUCAAGAGCAACCUUUUAAAUUCAGCUAUGGAGAAAAGUGCCUGUACAGCAUCAGUGCCUAUGAUCAGAAGCCACACGUGGGAAUGAGGCCCUCCAACCCCCCGACUCCAUCCAGUACUCCAGUGUCUCCACUACAUCAUGCAUCUCCAAAUACAGCUCAUACUCCGAAACCUGACCGGGCCUUCCCAACUCACCUCCCUCCUUCUCAGUCCAUACCAGACAGCACCUACCCCAUGGACCACAGGUUUCGUCGCCAGCUUUCUGAACCCUGCAAUUCUUUUCCUCCUCUGCCGACAUUGCCAAGGGAAGGGCGUCCUAUGUACCAACGCCAGAUGUCUGAGCCAAACAUCCCCUUCCCACCACAAGGCUUUAAGCAAGAGUACCACGACCCAGUCUAUGAACACAACACCAUGGUUGGAGGUGCAGCCAGCCAAAGCUUCCCCCCUCCUUUGAUGAUCAAACAGGAACCCAGAGAUUUUGCAUAUGAUUCAGAAGUGCCUAGCUGCCACUCCAUCUACAUGAGGCAAGAAGGCUUCCUGGCUCACCCAAGCAGAACAGAAGGCUGCAUGUUUGAAAAGGGCCCCAGGCAGUUCUACGACGACACGUGUGUUGUCCCAGAGAAGUUUGAUGGGGACAUUAAGCAAGAGCCAGGAAUGUACCGGGAAGGACCCACGUACCAGAGACGAGGGUCCCUUCAGCUUUGGCAGUUUUUGGUAGCUCUUCUGGACGACCCUUCAAAUUCUCAUUUCAUUGCCUGGACUGGACGAGGCAUGGAAUUCAAGUUGAUUGAGCCUGAAGAGGUGGCCCGGCGUUGGGGCAUUCAGAAGAACAGGCCAGCUAUGAACUAUGACAAACUUAGCCGUUCUCUCCGCUAUUACUAUGAGAAGGGAAUCAUGCAGAAGGUGGCUGGAGAGAGAUAUGUCUACAAAUUUGUGUGUGACCCGGAAGCCCUUUUCUCCAUGGCCUUUCCGGAUAACCAGCGCCCACUGCUGAAGACGGACAUGGAACGUCACAUCAACGAGGAGGACACGGUGCCUCUGUCUCACUUUGACGAAAGCAUGGCCUACAUGCCAGAAGGGGGCUGCUGCAACCCCCACCCCUACAACGAAGGCUACGUGUACUGAAAGGAGAGACAGUCAAGCAGGGCACCCCGCGCUUCGCCUGUUUUGUUUAUCAAGAUCGAGAGAAUCCCCGAAUUCUCUUCAAUCUUUGUUUUAUUUUUGUUGUUUGUAUUUUAAUUUUAAAAUAAUAAUACAGAAAGGGGCUUUUCCUGUUGCAUUAUUCUAUGGUCUGCCAUGGACUGCGCACUUUAUUUGAGGGUGGGUGGGAAUAAUUUAGACAUUCAUUCUUUGUUAAAGGGAGAUGGUGGGUGAACGGGCAGAGGUAACUGGGGAUUCCUCUUUACUUAGGCUUGGGAUGGGGUCCUACGGGUUUUCUGUAUGAUGAAGCUAUAUCAUGUUUGUUCGAUUUCAUAAUAUCGUAAGAUAAUUUUCUCGGUAUCUACGGUACAUUUGAUUUCACAUAUGUAAAUAUCUACUUGGAGACCAUUUGCCUUGGGCAUUUCCCCAUCAUUACUGAAGUCUUUGCAGGUGUACAAAAAAAUCUACUGUAAAUGGCAGUUUAAUGUUAGAAAUGACUGUUUUGCAGCUCUUGUAAAAAAGCGAAGUAUUUAGCAAUUACAUUUGCUGUUCUUUCUGUUCCAUUUUGCUUUACACAUGACUUGUGAAGGGUAAGCAUAUAUUUGGGCAAUUCUUUCUGAAUUUGAGUAAUCACCGUUACUGUAAAUGAGCGGCACAAUUUUGGACUCUGGCUCCAAUUGAGUCACAGGCCAGUAGCAUUACAUGUAUCCGGUGCCAUCUUGCUGUUUCAGUACGAAUACUGUCUUUUAAAUAUGUCAAUGCCCAUUUCAGUUAAAUAAUGACAUGUCAUGAUCCUUUGGAAUCUUCAUUUAAGUGUUAAAUCUGGGAUCACAAUGAAGCAAAAAGAGAAAAAAAAAAUACCUGUCUCCUUUCACUAUCUUCAGUACAUAAAUACAUUAUUUAAUCAAUAAGAAUUAACUGUACUAAAUCACUAUUAUGCUGUUCUAGUUACAGCAAGCACUCUUUAAGAAAAAUAUCCACUACACUAAAUAGGUACUAUAGUAAUUUUUAGACAUGGUACCCAUUGAUAUGCAUUUAAAUGUUUCACGGCUGUGUUCUGUUGAUAACAUAUAUAAAUAUUAGAUAAUGCUAAUGCUUCUGCUGCUGUCUUUUCUGUAAUAUUCUCUUUCAUGCUGAAUUUACUAUGACCAUUUAUAAGCAAUGCAGUUAACUACAGAUAGCAUUUCAGGACAAAAUAGAUGACUCAAACCAUUUAUUGCUUAAGAAAUAGCUUACACCAUGCCUUGCUAUAAGCAGCUUUUAUGCACAUUGACAAAUAAGAGUGAGCUUCAGCUUGCUAAGGGAAACUGUGGGAACUUGUGUAACUUUUGGCGAUUUGGAGCACUGUUCAUGAACGGUUAAAGAAUAUGGGAAGUUGCUGUGUGACAGAGCUGACGCAGUUCAUCGUCUCCUGGACACGCCUGUAAAUGUGAUCAGAUUGUAUGAAAGAAGAUUCAAAGAUCUAAAGUUUCGGAGUUGUUGCCUUUGUUGUCAUUUUGUUUGGCUUUACAUUUAAAAACAAUAGCAUCGAAGGUGUGCCGUGUUGUUCGUUCACGCUGAAAACCACAAGGAAGUAGUGUCUUAUGAACCCUGAGUAGCUGCUUUCAAGAUCCAAGCAAAGGAAAUGAAUUGUGUUCAAUCUCUGAGUAUUCUGGAGAAUAGCUUUGUAAAGAAUAUAUAGGAAAAUAAUUAUUUUUUAGAAAACUCUUAAACACAGAGCCCAAAUAAGCCUAGGAAAGCAUUUCUGAGCACAAGAAAGACCUUGUGAAGAUGAGCCCACGGUACCCAUUCUCCCAUGCCCACAGACCACAGUUCUUUCUUUAAACCGACAGUUACUUCACUCUGCACACAGCCAACCCAGUACUAUCCACAUCCUCUCGGAAAGUUCUGAUAUCUGUGUAUGUGUAUACAUGCUUUCAUUGACUGUGUUGCAUGUGUACUACGUGGUCCUUCACAGGGCGAUAAGUACGCCUUAAGACUUAGGACACCACCAUGAUCGUGUAGCCAUUACAACACUGAGAACAGAGACCGACUUUGUAAAUAACCAGUGAAAUAGUCACUGUACAGACAGCUGAGGCUUGUGAUUGGGCUACUUGGUAAAAUAGAAGGAAAUUCUAAAUGCACCUUUAAAUGUAAAUCAUUUUGAGCAGUCUUCUUUUUCCAUUGUUCUUUUUUUUUUGCCCUUUUAAUAUUCUUGUUCUAAUCAGUCAGGGAAGAUGAACUGGACCCUGAGUCGUUUCAAGGGAUCACAAGAAUAAAGGUAUUUUCAUAUCUAAGGACAACUACAUGUUGUGUUGUCAUAGGUAGUGACUUAAUUAACUAAAUAAGUCAUCAACAAACAUUAAGUGUUUUCUUAAUUUGGAAACAUUUAAAAUAUAGCUUCGUAAACUUAAGCAAAAUGGAAGUUUUUAUGUUUUUAUUUUGUGUGAUCUUUUGUUUUCUGCAUCUUUUUCCUUUGAGGCAGAUAAUAAACGUAGUAGCUGAUUUCUGCAAGAUUCUUGCAUUUUGUAUUUCAACAGCAUUGUCUACCAAACAUAGCAAUUAGUAAAGUGAAGUUUCAACUCAGUAAAAGAAAUGAAAAGAUAUAUUCACUAGUGAUUUAGGUCUCUCACUAAAGAUUGCCAUAUCCAACAACUUCUUAAAACACAGAAUAUCACCUUCAGUGAAAAAUUAUUUUAUUCGGGGGUGCUUCAAAAUGAAAUUUUGCAAACCUGGGUGUGUAUUUCCUCAAAUCACAGAAGCCUUGCUUCCUGUAGAUGUUAUAACAAAUGACUUAGACUUUAGUACCAACAGAAAUUUAUCUUCCUGCAGUUCUGGAGGUUAAAAUUUCAAAGUCAGCCUUAAAGGGCUAAAGCCAAGACAUUAGGAGGGGCAUUGUUUUUUUGUUUUUGUUUUUUUGUUUUUUGUUUUCCAGUUUCUGGGCUGCCGCGUUUCCUGACUACUAGUUACAUUUCAAUUUUCCCUCCUGGGACACAUCCCUUCCUCUCCAUUGUCAUUUAGCCGGACUUCUUUUAAGGGCCUUGUGAUUCUAUUUAGGGUUUACCUAGAAAAGCCAGGUUGGUCUUGCCCUCUCAGUCUCCUCAAUCCGUGCCACGUUUCUUUUGACAGAUUAUCAGUUCCUAGGUUCCUAGAAUUAUGAUGCGAUCCUGGGGGAGACUGUUCAACUUUAUUGAGUUUCCCACACAAAGACCCCGUAGAGCAAAACCCCACUUGAUUUAUUUAUGAACAAAAAGUUUAUUGAGGUUGCUAAAUGAGUGUAUUCUAAAGAAUAUCAUUAUUUACCUUUCAGAUUAUCACCCCUUAUUUUGUAUAAAUACUUUUGAAAAAAAACUCUGUAUCAAAAUUCACCUGUUCUAGUAAAUCGUCUGGGUUACACAUCAAGCCUUUGUAUGAUUUAAAGAUCCCGCGUGUCCUAGUUAAGCACACUAUGAUAGAAAAGAUAACUAAGCUGUGAUAAUAACGACAGGAGCACAGCUAAAUCUGAUGCUCGUGCCAUAUUAGGUUUUGAAAAAAAAAUAGUAUCAGUAAUGAGUUGAUUCCUUUUGAUUUUCACAUCUGGAAAAUGACAACUGCUAGCUCAAUAAACACGAUAAACAAUAUGUCUCUGUUAAUUGAAGGAACAGAACUUCUAAAAACUGAGUCUACUUCUCUGUAUAUGACAAUGAGGGGCAUUUUCCUGCCUAAUGUCACAAAUUUGGACCAGAUUAGAGUGUUCUAAAAUGAAUCAUGUUUUUAUCAUGCAGCCCUUUCCAGAUUAUAUAAUCAUAAAACAUGAAGAAAAAAAAAACAGUUGAAUGCCUAUUUGAGUCCCUAAAAUUUUUUAAGAUCAGUAACAAAUAGGCUCUUUUCCAGGAAGUUUGGUAUGGGAAAAAAACAUUAAAAAUAGGCAGAAUAAGUGGAGGAAUCAACUUAAUGACAGCUGAUAUGUAUGCUAGACAAUUGCAACAAGAAUUAUGUAGGAGCCAAGUUUCAUAAAAGUAUUUCUGUCACGUUUAAUUUUAAAGAUUUGGGUGAGUGCUGACCUAGGAAAAUGGAGAGGUGGUUACUGCUUCCUGGGUUCUUUGGAAAGCUGACCAAACUUAGAGAGAACUAAACUAGUAGUUUUAGGGCUUGAUUUCUUUUUUUUUAAAGUAAGACUGACUUAGACACUUUAUUUAUAAAAAAAAAAGGCAUUUUAUGGAAAAGUAUAGUUUAAGAGGAAACUGUGGUUAGACUAGCGGGUGCCUUUAUGGAAAUAUUAACGGUUUUGGAAUGUUCAAUAAAAAUGUAUAUAUAAUAGUUGUGGUUUAAGAAUCCAUAUAUAAGGUAGGUUUCUUUUUGCAUAUAAACACCAAUAUUCUUACUUAGUUCCAUUCAAAAGGUAUGUUUCUAUGGGGGAGAUUUUUUUUUUAAUUUGCUUGGUUGUAUUAAGCUUAUAAUUACAGUUUGGGAAAUCAUUAUGAAAUUCAUGUGGUGAUAACAAAUUAAGUAUGCUCAAGAUUUAAGUCUAAAAUAAAAGCCCAGAAAUUGAAAAUA
Molecule: messenger RNA, 6204 nt
Organism: Chionomys nivalis (European snow vole)
Lineage: Eukaryota; Metazoa; Chordata; Mammalia; Rodentia; Cricetidae
Gene: Etv1
Product: ETS variant transcription factor 1
Exons: 13
Coding region: 241-1674 (477 amino acids)
Biological process (GO): regulation of transcription by RNA polymerase II; cell differentiation
Cellular component (GO): nucleus
Molecular function (GO): DNA-binding transcription factor activity, RNA polymerase II-specific; sequence-specific DNA binding
Source: RefSeq, a predicted model, not a curated record